AUGCAGGGGUCUCGGGGCUCUUCCAGGGUGAAGGCACUCCGAGUGGAUUGUAUAUUGCGGCCGACCUCCGGCACCUGCUCCCAAAUAUCGCCCACCGCCAUCGGAGGCCGAUACAACCGGGUAUUCCUAAAACAGUUCCUCCACGACGGUCAAAUCCUAGGGAUUGAACAAACCUUCUCAACUCCAAAAGAAUGGCACGGUGCCCCCCUUGCGUCUAUUCGCCGUACAUUUGCCGCCCUUGCAAACCCCCGUUUCUUUGUCAUCGUCGAUACCGGUACCUACCACAUGCUUGAAGAACUACGGCAGCUAUACUUCAGUGGCGAUCCCCUUCCAUCUGAACAACUCUCCCUGCGUGAUGUGUAUCGGCCACAAGUCCAGACAAGUCAGAAGCACUAG
This is a messenger RNA of Penicillium vulpinum, 396 nucleotides long. RefSeq lists its product as uncharacterized. Lineage: Eukaryota; Fungi; Ascomycota; Eurotiomycetes; Eurotiales; Aspergillaceae. The record is from RefSeq and is a predicted model, not a curated record. Bases 1 to 396 code for a protein of 131 amino acids. The transcript has 2 exons.